Elgaria multicarinata webbii is the source of this 8802-nucleotide messenger RNA. It is a transcript of the gene IGSF10, whose product is annotated as immunoglobulin superfamily member 10. Gene Ontology annotation, molecular function: protein binding. NCBI's taxonomy places the organism in Eukaryota, Metazoa, Chordata, Lepidosauria, Squamata, Anguidae. The transcript has 6 exons. The record is from RefSeq and is a predicted model, not a curated record. The coding region runs from base 1 to 7899 and encodes 2632 amino acids.
AUGAAAGGAUCAAGCAGAAGCAACCCCUGCUUUCUAGGAUGCCUCUUUGGUUUCUGCUUGGCUGCUUUUCCUGGCAGCAGUGCCUGUCCUAAGCUCUGUGCCUGCUAUGUACCUACCGAAGUACAUUGCACAUUCCGGUAUCUCACCACCAUUCCAACGCACAUUCCCCCAAAUGUGGAGCGCAUCAACUUAGGUUACAACAGUUUGGUUAAACUGAAUGAAACAGAUUUUUCUGGCCUGAAGAAGCUGGAGUUAUUGAUGUUGCACAGUAAUCAGAUACGUACUAUUCAAGACAGGACAUUCUCUGAUUUACAUGACUUACAGGUCUUAAAGAUGAGCUAUAACAAAGUCAAAGUUGUUCAAGCAGACACGUUCCAUGGUCUCUCAGGCUUGGUACGGUUGCAUAUGGAUCAUAAUCAAAUUGAAUUUGUAAACCCAAAAGCUUUCUAUGGUCUUACUUCACUGAAGCUGGUCCACUUGGAAGGAAAUUUACUGAAACAACUUCACCCAGAUACUUUUGUUACUUUGCGCUAUCUCCGAAUCUUCAAAACAUCCUCCAUAAAGCAUAUCUAUUUGUCUGACAACGUCCUUACUUCUUUGCCUCAAGAUAUUUUCACGUAUAUGUCUGACCUAGAGAGCCUCUACCUUCAUGGAAACCCCUGGACUUGUGAUUGCACUCUGAGAUGGUUUGCCGAGUGGGCAAAAGAGCAAGCAGAUGUUGUAAAGUGCAAAAAAGACAGAGGACCUCUUGGCAUUCUACAGUGUCCAUCGUGUGCCAGUCCCAGGAAUUCUAAAGACAAACCAUUAGCUGAGAUGCCACUCUCAGAUUUCAACUGUGUUAAACCAACUAUAGAUACAAACUUGAAAUUGAAGAACAUCACUUUGCCAGAUGAUGGUGAUUUUAUUUCAGUUUCUCCCAGAGAUUUUGUGGCUCCCAUAGGAUCCAUGGUAUUAAACAUGACAGACCAAGCAGGGAAUCGAGCAAACUUGGCUUGCAAUGUGCAAACGCCUGCAAAAAUGUCUCCAGUCACACUUAAAAAAAUCAACAACACCACAGUCCUUGAAAUAUCAUUGUCAACAUUUCUUGUAUGUAGCAUUGACUAUGAGCACAUCCAGCCCCUGUGGAGCAUACUGGCCCUUUACAGCGACUCUCUAUUAAAACUUAAAAGAAAUCACUUACUGACAGGAGUUCCUUAUAUUAGUUAUAAGUAUAAGCAAACAGAUUCUGAAAAUGAAGAGCUUUUCACUGACAUAGAAGCUGAAUUGAGAGCUGAGCCUUCUUGGCUGAUGCAAGGCCAAGUAGCAUUCCAGUUGGACAGGACAGCAACCACACUCAACACUCUGCACAUCCGAUAUUUAAUGGAUGCUCAAAUCACCCUCCCAGGUGCUGCCCCAAAAUCAGCAAGACAAAACUGGGCCAUGAUUGUACGAGAAAACAGCACAAGGACGGAAUGCUCUGUUUUAGUAGGCGGGUCUGUGGAAUUGAACUGCCAGGCACUUGGAGAUCCUACCCCAGUAAUUGAGUGGGUAUUAGCUGAUGGGAGCAAGGUUAGAGCUCCGUAUGUUAGUGAAGAUGGGAGAAUGAUGAUAGCAAAAUCUGGAAAGCUCACGUUACGUACAGCAGAUAAUUUUGACACCGGAGUUUAUCACUGCGUAGGAACUAAUUACAAUGAUGCUGAUGUUCUGACUUUUAGAAUUACUGUGAUAGAUCCUUACAUGGAACACAACCAUUUAAAUGGUCCUCUGCUGUCAGUAUUUUUUGGUGAGACAGUCUACCUUCCAUGCCAGUCUACAGGUUCCCCAGAAGCAUCUGUUGACUGGAUCUUACCUGAGCAAAUGGUUCUUCAUCACUCUUCAAAAAACAAGUUUAUUUUUCACAACAGCACAUUAAAAAUUCAACAAAUAACAGACCGGGAUAGUGGUUAUUUCAAAUGUGUGACAGCCAAUCAAUAUGGUGUGGAUUUUUUGGUUUACCAAGUACUAGUUAAAAGGAAUUCACACAGAUUGCAGAAACUAGAUAUUCAAGUAGAAGAUGAGGCAGCAGAAGGGUCUGGCAAUGAAGAGCUGAAAGAUAUCACCAAACUUCAAAAUCUUUCAUCUACCAUGCAAACCCAAGUAACCAGUCAAACAUCGACUGAAGCUUCAUCUAUAAGUCAUUCCACAUUAAACAAAAUCAAAAAUAAUUACAAAGAAAUUCAUCGGCACAAGAAGGAGAAAAUGAACAAACGAUUUAGAGGACAUAAAAGACCAUUUAGUCCCUCCAACAGGAGAAUUGAUCCACUGCGCUGGGCAGCAUUUUUGGAAAAAACGAAAAGUACCACAUUGCUAAGGAAACAACAAAAUGCCACGAUGAAACCAACAGUAAAAGUACUUCUCUCUUCAAAGAUUUCCGGAAAUGAGGAGGAGGCAUCUGGAGAUGACAUAUUUCCAGAGGAAGAAUUUAUGCUAUUAGCAACUAAAAGACCUGCAGUAUACUCUCUGAGGGAAGCUUCAGGAAAUGUAGUAACAGCAGAACUUGGAAGCAUAUCAAGUAAUUACAGCUCUCUGGAAACAUCUGUCGUAGUUACAGAAACAGUAACUCCAGUUGGUAGCCCAAUGGUUGUACACUCUGAGAGACCUAAGAACCAGAAUUUAUAUAUGGAACUUAAAUCUGAAACUGAAAGAACAACUCUUGAAGCAUAUCAAACAUUACCUACACCACCAAUCAAUAUGGAGUCAUCAACAACACCAUCAUAUAAGCUACCAAGUACAACAGAAACUUUAAAUACUUCCCAGAGAUUGAUACUACCUGGAGGAAAUAAUGUACAUUUGAAAAUUACACCAACAAUAACACAAGCAACAAAUAUUACUAAGAGCUCUGUAACUUUCCACAAAAGUACUGGAAAAACUGAUCUGUUUGCACAGGCAACUGAGAAAACAAUAGGGAAAUCCAAUAGUCAAGUAUCUGUAGUCAGUGUACCUGAUGAUGUAUUUAGACACAUUUACAGUACACAAAAAAUAACAAUGCCUCAACUACCUGCAGACUCAACUAUGAUCACUCAUCAACAGCUAAAGGUAGCUAAUGAUGCUACAACUCACACCCCACUCUCCAGACGGUAUGGCAGACGACGCAAGAUUUCUGGUAGAAGACGAAUCAUUAGACCUGAUCGUAUUCCAAACAUUGCAGAUCAUAGAUUUGCUUUUGUUAGAUCAGGGUUUACUCAGAAAAGUUCAACUCUGCUUCCCCCUGUAGAAGUGAGCAUACCUUCCUUAACUCCUCCCAACAAAUCUCUUGAACAGAUUACUUCCGAAGCACCUAUUUCCACUUUGUUCAAAACUCAUCAUCCAGAAGUGACAACUGUAAGUCAAACAUUGGCAUUCUCAAGCAACAAACUGGAUACAGCUGAAGAAUAUACAACUUCUACAGUAAUCCCAUUCUAUCCUGAAAAUCCCCAAGUUGUGUCACACAAAAAAGUAAAAUCUGGUACACCAUUACAAGCAGUUACUGACACAAACCCAUCAUUUAGCAUAAAACUUCCGAUAGCAACAAUCCAUAGCCCUAGAGUAAGCAUGGAAACCACAUCAGCCAAAGCUAGUGUACUGUCUUUGGCUAUUAAUUCUACCCUUCCUGCUCUUGGGACUAAUCCUUCUAGUGUUUCAACAGGGGAAAUUCCUUGGCAUAAUUUCUUUGGAAGCAACCAUGUUCAAAAGGAGCUACUGGAAAAGCAACCCAGAUUACAAACAAGUGAAGAAGCCUCAACCAUGGUAUCUGUUACACCUCUUCAAACUACAACACCAAUGUACAGAAUUUCACCAGUAUAUAAAGCUGCUGUUUUGAAGAGUGAGGACCAAACUAAUGAUCUCACAAAUCGAAUUAAACCCAUCAGUAAUGACGUGGUGGUAAAGCAUGACCCCACACCAACACUCAGUAUUACAGAAUUGCCAUCUUCAUCCUAUGUCUCCAAUCUUGCAACUGUUUUGAGAAAAGAAACUGAUGCCACUAGCAUCAUACCACUUGUUACUCCAACUGCAAUUGCUCGUGUUGAAAAGGAAGUUUCCAAACUCAAAGUGUUUGGACCAGGCAGAAGGAGGGGUCAAAGGAGGAGAAGGCCUCUGAAAAAGUUAACGGCUUCGCGCAAAAACUUUAUUGUCAGUAAAGGAGCAGUUAUCCUGACCAAAGAAAUCAUGGCUUCUACUUUGGAAACAACUAAAAAAAUAACUGAGUCAGCUGGCCCCAUACCAACUGAAUUGUUUUCAAAAUUCACCAGUGUGGAUGAUUUUACAGCUACACUACAGCAACCAGUGCUUAGCACAACAGAGAUAAUUAGAGAUAAUAAAUCCACAACUACUGCUCAGCUAUUAGCAAGGAAUAUCGCCACUGAAAAUGCUCGGCUACCAAUGGAAAACUUGUCUUCUGAAACACCUGCUACUAUGAUCCCACUCACUGUAUCAUUCUUGGGCACAAUAAGCCCAACCACAGUGUUAUCACGCACAUCCUUGGUAACACUGGCACCGGUGUCUACCAAACCAACACAGACUGCUACAGUGUCAGAAAAUGAAUCAUAUAAUAGUGUGGGAUGGGAAACUGCUCAAAAAAAGCAAACAACAAAAGCAACACUUCCGGUUGAAAUUGUUCUAAGUAGCCAAACUCCCACUAAUGCAAGAUACCCCACCACACAAGAGCCUAGCCCAUUAGUAUCUCAAACCAUGUUCAUGUCACGUGCAACUAUCACACAAACCACUGCAUCUCCCAGGAUGGGGGAAAUCUCUUGGAGUGAGCCAUUUUCUAAAACUACAGAAAGAGGCAAAAACCAUACUGCCAAUGCAUUAACUACAUUGAAAUCUCCACAGAGCUCCACUCAAUAUACUCCUUUGUGGAGGAAGAACAAGAAUUAUAUCAAAAGUUGGUCUGAGAAGACAGCAGACCAGGAAUCUACUACUACCAAUUUGAUAGCCUUAAAUUUGUUCCACCAAACCAGAGGGACAAAACCCAGGAUAAUUGGAGGAAAAUUUGCAGCAUUUACUGUCUUAGCUAAUUCAGAUGCUUUCAUCCCUUGUGAAGCCAGUGGUAACCCCCUGCCCACAAUACACUGGACCAAGGUAUCAUCAGGGGUUGAUGCACCAAAACACAAACGUGGUAACAGACUCGAGGUUCUUCCCAAUGGUACUCUCUCUAUCCAGAAUGUCAACAUCCAGGAUCGUGGGCAGUACUUGUGUGUGGCUGCCAAUCAGCAUGGCUCCGACAAGCUUCUUAUCACAUUGUCUGUGGUGACUUAUCCACCUAGAAUUCUGGGGCGAAGGUCCAAGAUCAUUACUGUUCACUCUGGCAAGGCAGUAACCAUGAAGUGUAAAGCUGAAGGCCGUCCCAUUCCUACCAUAUCCUGGGUCCUCGCAAACAAAACGUACAUGUCAGAAUCUUCUAGGUGGAAUGAGGCAGUUUCUGUACUAACGGAUGGCACAUUGAUCAUAAAGAAAGUCACUGUUUAUGACAGAGGAAUUUACACAUGUACAGCAAAUAAUGCAGCUGGUUCAGAUACAGUGACAAUAAGAUUGCAAGUCAUUGCUGCACCACCCAUUAUACUGGAAGAGAAGAAGCAACAUGUGGUGGUGAACAUGGGGGAAAGCUUGAAGCUUCCUUGCACAGCCAAAGGAAACCCACAUCCAAAUGUUCACUGGGUCCUCUUUGACGGAACUGUGGUGAAGCCUUUGCAAUAUAUAAAUGGCAAGCUAUUUCUGUUCCCCAAUGGAACACUUUAUAUCAGGAACAUUGCUCCUUCUGACGGUGGGAAUUAUGAAUGUAUAGCUACCAGCUCCACUGGGUCAGAAAGGAGAGUAGUAAUCCUCCAGGUAAACCAUAGAGAUAUAAUUCCCAGAAUUGCAAUUUCAUCUCAAAGAUUGACUCAACUGAAUUUUGGGGACAAAUUGCUUCUGAAUUGCUCAGCUGUAGGAGAGCCAACACCUAAAAUAAUCUGGAGAUUACCUUCCAAAGCUGUCGUUGACCAAUGGCACAGAAUGGGGAAUCGAAUCCAUGUACAUCCCAAUGGAACCUUGGCUGUUGAGGCAGUCACAGAAAAGGAUGCAGGUGACUAUAUAUGUGUGGCAAGGAACAAAAUGGGGGAUGACCUGAUCCUUAUGAAAGUCAGUGUGACAAUGAAGCCUGCAAAAAUUGAUCAAAAGCAGUAUUUUAAGAAACUGGUGCCUUAUGGGAAAGACUUCAAAGUGGAUUGCAAAGCUUCUGGGUCACCAGAACCAGAGAUAUCUUGGAGUUUGCCAGAUGGCACAAUGAUCAACAACAUGAUGCAAGCAGAUGACAGUGGACACAGGUCACGGAGGUACACUCUGUUUGACAAUGGGACUCUGUAUUUCAACAAGGUUGGGAUAGCUGAAGAGGGGGAUUACACAUGUUACGCUCAAAACACACUUGGUAAAGAUGAGAUGAAAGUACACAUAACAAUAAUAGCAGCUGCACCUCGUAUCAAGCAGAAUUCUAAGACUUAUGCAAAGGUAAAAGCAGGAGACACUGCACUCUUUGACUGUGAUGCCAUAGGGGAACCGAAGCCAAAAAUAUUUUGGUUAUUGCCCUCUAAUGACAUGAUUUCAGCUUCCACUCAUAGAUAUUUUCUUCAUGUUAAUGGGACGUUGUCUGUCGCUAAAGUGAGACUCUUAGAUGCAGGUGAAUAUAUAUGUGUUGCACGCAACUCUGGUGGAGAUGAUACAAAACUAUAUAAACUAGAAGUGGUCUCUAAACCUCCUCUGAUCAAUGGCUUGUAUACAAACAAGACUGUCAUUAAAACAACAGCCAUAAAGCACUCAAAGAAGCAAAUUGAUUGUAGAGCUGAAGGAACACCCAUACCCCAAAUUAUGUGGAUUAUGCCUGACAAUAUUUUCCUAACUGCCCCUUACUAUGGGAGCAGAAUAACAGUACACAAAAAUGGAACUCUUGAAAUUCGCAAUGUAAGACCUUCAGAUACAGCAGAAUUUAUCUGUGUGGCACGAAAUGAUGGUGGAGAAAGCAUAUUAGUGGUCCAACUGGAGGUAUUAGAGAUGCUAAGGCGCCCAAUGUUCAGAAAUCCAUUUAAUGAGAAAAUAAUUGCAAAGCCUGGAAAAACCACUUUGCUGAAUUGCUCUGUAGAUGGAAACCCACCUCCUCAGAUAAUCUGGAUGUUACCAAAUGGCACACGGCUUUCCAGUGGUUUCAAAACAGUCCAGUACUUCUUGGGAAGCAGUGGCACUCUUGUUAUCUAUAGUCCUUCUAAAGCAGAUGCAGGCAAGUACCGAUGUGCAGCUAAAAAUAAAGUUGGCUAUAUUGAAAAGUUAGUCAUAUUGGAAGUUGGCCAGAAACCGACAAUUUUUAUCCAUCCAAAAGGAGCAAUAAAAAGCAUUAUUGGGGAAUCAUUGUCCCUUCACUGUCUUGCUGGUGGAAGCCCCAAACCAAACAUUGUAUGGACAGUUCCCAGUGGCUAUGUCCUAGACCACCCUCAGAUUAAUGGGAAAUACACAUUACUGGAAAAUGGUACCUUAGUUGUCCAAGAAACAACGAUUCAUGACAGAGGAAGUUAUGCAUGCAAAGCUCAGAACUAUGCUGGUGACUCAACAAUAGUUGUUUUUGUAAUGAUUGUGGCACAUCCACCAAGGAUUACAAACAAACCGCCCAGGAAUAUUCGCACUAUGGCAGGAGUAGCAGUUCAGCUUCACUGCAUGGCAUUGGGAAUACCAAAUCCAGAAAUUACAUGGGAGCUGCCUGACCACUCAUUACUUUCCACAGGCAGCAAAGGCCGACCAUCUGGAAGUGAACUUCUUCAUCCACAAGGAACAUUAGUCAUUCAGAAUCCAAAAUCGUCAGAUUCUGGCACAUAUAAGUGCAUGGCUAAGAACCAGCUUGGCAGUGAUUCCACAGUAACGAAUGUUCAAGUAAUCUGAAAUGAGCAGUACAGUUUGAACAGCUGAUAACAAAGUCUAAUCUGGACCAAGUUUGGCUUUCAAAGAUGUUUAAUAAAAACCAGUCAAAAGGCAUGUCAGUUUCAUUACAAUUCCUAUUCUCAGUGUACAGUAGACAUGCAAAGAGCCAGAUAGAUUUUGGAGAAAUCUGCAUUAUGUCCAAAUAUUGAUCUUAUAGUGAUAUUUUAAAAUGACUUAAAAAAUCUGAAGGCACUUAAUUUCCCAAGAAAAGCAACAGUGAAUACCAACAUGAAUACUUUAAUCAAACAAUGUUUGCAAUGUAACUGGAAAUAUUUAGCAAGAGGGGGCUUUUAAAAAUUCUAGUCUGUUAUUUUCCAUUUGAUAGUAGUAUAAGCAAAGCAUACAUUGUAAAGAUAUACGAAGAUAUGUACAAAAGAAAUGUGAUUGUUUUGUUAUCUUACUGACAUUUAUGGCAAUUUUGUAAUUCUCUUGCAGAUAUUUUAAAACAAAGGGUGUUCACCUGUUUGUAAUACUAAAAUUUUCUUCUUUCAUGCAGGAGUCCUUUUUUGUGGGGCAAUGAAAGAACCAAUAGAAAAUAGUUUAAUGGUACUGCUAUUGUUUUAAAGAAACAAUGUGGAUUAUUUUUCUAAAAUAAAGAGCCACCAAACAUGCAUAUGAAGAAAUGUAGAUGUAAAUAAUGAUCUGAUUGCCAAAUAUUCAACUGCUAAAUAUUUUAUAUUAAAAAGUAUAGUUUAACAUGUCAUUCUUUUAAAAAGUACACAACAUAUUACCAGUGGCUGGGGAGCAAACCAUGGGUUUCCUUGUGAGCAUCUAGAAUAGGGAUGUCAGAAAAAUCUGCAAUGGAAUCAAAUGUUCAGAUUUCUAUGAAUCUGACACAUCUAUUCCUUAGCAGAUCAGCUUUUC